Messenger RNA from Plectropomus leopardus (leopard coralgrouper), 3922 nucleotides. RefSeq names its product E3 ubiquitin-protein ligase TRIM39-like. The record is from RefSeq and is a predicted model, not a curated record. Gene Ontology annotation, molecular function: protein binding; zinc ion binding. Lineage: Eukaryota; Metazoa; Chordata; Actinopteri; Perciformes; Serranidae.
UUAAAUGUUUAAUUUAAGUUUUAUAACGUCGUCAAAAAUGUCUUUGUGCUCAGAGGAAAUAUAGCGCACAGAGUGAGUUUGCAGAGCUAACCCGGGGCUGUGUUUGGCAGGGGCAGGAUCUCCUGUAGCUAGUUAAUGUAUUUAGCCGUUUAAAUACAAAUAAUGUGAUUUUUAUUCCUCUGUUUCACAUUCAUGUGAGCUCAAAGGGCGUUUUCUUAAAGUGCCACCGCAGCUUUUAUUUCCCCUUCGUCACUGGCGCAUUGGCCAAUUCAGAGGGACUAUUUUUAGUGAUUAAACCGGGAGUGUGAUAUGACCACGAGUCUGUCUUUACACUUCAGACUUCUUCACUUUCGAGGGACUAUUUUUCCUAAAAUAAUCUUAUAUGCUACACUAUAAAUAUUUGAGGAAGGGGUCCAGAUGUUGUAUGGAAGUGCGUUUCCCCCUGUUAAUGCAUAGAUCCCACUUCAGUGGUUAGGUUUGAGGACAGACGCAGGUGCAGAAGGACCAGACAUGGCCAGCAGCUUCCUAUAUGAAGAGCAGUUCCUGUGUUCAAUCUGUCUGGAUGCGUUCACUGAACCCGUCACGACUCCAUGUGGACACAACUACUGCAAGUCCUGUAUCACAGGGUACUGGGCCAGCACAGACCUGAUCCAGUGUCCCCUCUGUAAGAAGAAGUUCCACAAGAGACCACAGCUUCAGGUCAACACAGAGUUCAGAGAUAUGGUGGAGCAUUUCAACAACAUGAGGGUGAGGGGGGGCGAUGACAUCCUCGCCAAACCAGGGGAGGUGCCCUGUGACAUCUGCCUUGAGCCGAAGCUCAAAGCCCAGAAGACGUGCCUGGUGUGUUUGGCCUCGUACUGCCAGACUCACCUGGAGCCUCAUCAGAGAGUCACAAACCUUAAGAAGCACCAGCUGAUCGACCCUGUGUCAAACCUGGAGGACAGGGUGUGUAAGAAGCACGACAAGACGCUUGAGUUCUUCUGUAACUUUGACCAGAAGUGUAUUUGUUCCAUGUGCUUAAAAGAGGAACAUGCAACACAUGAAGCUGUUGCAUUGGAGCAAGCGUCCAGAGAGAGGAAAGCUGGGGUGGACUAUGUGAUGUCAGAGAUAAAAGUGAUGGAAAACUCAAAAUCCAGGAGUAUUAAGGAAAUCAAGUACACAGUUGAACAAAGCAAAAGAAGGUCAGAGAAGGAGAUAGCAGACAUUUCGGAGGUUUUCACUGCUCUGGUGGUCUCCCUGCAGAGAGGCCAGGCUGAGCUGAUUGAGGUGAUCCAGGAGAAGCAGAGAGCAGCACAGGAAGAGGCUGAAGAUCAGCUGACACAGCUGGAGCAAGAAGUUGCAGAGUUGAGGAGGAGAAGAUCUGAAAUGGAGCAACUUUUACAAUCAGAGGAUCAUCUCUGCUUCUUGCAGAGCUGGCCGUCUCUGUCACACAUUGAGGGUCUAUUCGAACGUCUGUCCCGCUCCUCCCCUGCAUUUACACCAGACCUCACUGCCAUCAGUCAGCAGAGUUAUGUAGGGACGGUUAAAAAAACAGUGGCUCAGAUGGAAAAGACGCUCAGCAAUGAGAUGGAGAUGCUUAUUCAUGAGGUCAGGUUAUCUGAUGGUUGUGAGGCCGCUGAACAGCGUGAUGCAGCUGAAGAACUGAUGACAGACGAGUUUGUUGAAGAAGUGUGGACGCCACCUCAGGACAAACUGAUGAUGAUCCAGCAGUGUUACGCUGUGGAUGUGACUCUGGACACCAACAUGCUCCAUUCCAAAUUCAUGGUGUCUAAGGAUGGAAAACAACUGAGAUAUGGUGAAGGCCUGCUGUUUUUUUUUAGUAAUUUACUGGGGGCAAGAUCCGAAAAUCAACCCUUUGUCCUUGGAAAAGAGGGUUUUUCCUCAGGCAAGUUCUACUAUCAGGUUCGAGUCAGUGGGAGUAAAAGUUGGGUAUUGGGAGUGGUCAAAGAGCCCGUUAACAGGAAGAAGAGGUCCAUUCCCACCCUUGAAGACGGAGGCUGGACACUUUGUGGACUGUACAAUGACUUCCAGGAGGAAUGUUUUGCUAACUCUGAUAGGUCGUCUCUCUUGAACCUGAAGCAAAGGCCCCAGACAGUUGGUGUGUUUGUCGAUUAUGACAAGGGAGAGAUCUCCUUCUUUGACGUGGACGCCAGGACUCUGAUCUACUCCUACACACAAUGUGCCUUCAUUCAGAACGUGCCAACAAUGACAGCUUUUUUGUAUUUCAUGACAGGCACUACCUUCAAUAACAGACCAAAGCUUCACCCUGUUUUUGGUUUCUUUGAAGAAGAUCCCAACAACAUGCUCGAAAUCACUCCUGUAGCCUGCGAGACUUAAUGCUUCGGUAGGCAGUUGUAGUUCUGUGUCAUUGGGCAAACUUAAAAUACAAACUGCUCAUAUCAUUGUUGUCAGGCGCUAACUCCAAAUAUCUCCAAAUUGCACUAUUUUCAUUUUUUUUCAUAAAUUAAUUUUAUUGGUCGUCCUCUACGUCUAUCAAAGGGUUUUUAACAUUUCUCAACCAAUUAAAUGUAUUUAGAAAAGGCUGUGACUAAACUUCAUAUCUCUGUUGAAUCAUUUGAAAAAAAAAAUAGCAGUUUUUACUAAUUCCUGAAAAAUAGCAGUUUUGGAGAGCAGCGAUAUUGUAAAUCAAGUGGACUAGGAGAAAAGCAGACUUUUGUCUGUUUUCUCAGGUUUUAAAACAACUGGCUUUUCAUGGGUGUCUUGUGCCAAUCACAGGUCGUUUAAGAGAGAGGACGUUCCUAUUGGCUGUUCUACAAAUACAGAUGCACAUGCACCCUUCAGUGAAAGCCUGAUUCAGAGUCAUUCAGUGUUGCAGAAAAAGUUGUAUUCUGGCAUUGGCAAUGACUGCCUACACUGUAGAGCAACCCCCCAAAAAAUGCAGACUGACUUUUCAUAAAUAAAGAGAGUGACAUUAAAUGAAAUAAAACACAAGAUGGAGAGAAAAUGUUGCUAAUAGUAUAGCCUUCCAGUUUAACCGUAGCCAGAGAUUCACAGGAGCAGCUGUGUCGCAGCUUAUGUAGCUAAUGUUUGCUAGAGCCUAAAAUCAGUGUUCCCCAGUUAGUGGUGGGGAACUGGCAUUACUCCUUAACUCUUUAAUUUUGAGCUUUUUGUUUUUCCACUCAUGUUGUGAAAAAAAGUCAGAGAUUUCAGCUGAACAAAGCUGGUUAGAUCACUUAGAGCUGACACUUUGUGAUGGGGUUCAGAAAGGUGGAGGGUAAAUCAUAUACUAUAUUUACAUACAUGUUACAAUACCUGUAUAUGAACAGGAGAUGGCACCAUUGUUUAACUAAUGUUCUGUUUUUUUAAGAGAUACAGCUUUAAGAUUUAUCAAUUAGCUAAUCUCCAGACAUUCAUAUUUUGAUAACUCAUUCAUUAUUUAUGUUUUAUGCAAAAAUGUAAAAAUAAUCAAUGAUUCUAGCCUCUCAAAUGUGCACAUUUGCUUGUUUUCCGAGACUAAUACGAUAGUUAACUAAACAAAUAUCUUUCUGUUUUGAACAGUUAGUUGGAAAAACAAGCGACUUUAAUAUGUCAAUUUGGGCUUUUCACAGUUGUAAUGGGCAUUUUUUAAGAUUUUCUUUCAUUUUAUAGACCAAACAGUUAAUCAGUUAAUUGACUGGGCCCAUAGCAUGUGGGGGGAUGCACCAGAUUAACAGCUGACGUUACUUAACAACUUCUUUAUGCUAAGUGUUGAUUAUUUUGUCCAUCAGUGGCUUCUAUGAAUUUGGGCACAUGGUUGUGUGCAUAUGAUAAAUGUGCUUUAUGAUUCGAUUACUUUAUGUGAAAAGCAAGCUUUUUUUAAAGAACAAAAUAUGAGUAAAGAUAAACAGGUGCUUGUUAUGUAUGCAUAAUGCAUCUGAUGUGUAUUAUACAGCUUAAUAAAAAUGCAUUUCAUAAAAAAACA